Molecule: messenger RNA, 2098 nt
Organism: Vanessa atalanta (red admiral)
Lineage: Eukaryota; Metazoa; Arthropoda; Insecta; Lepidoptera; Nymphalidae
Gene: Vdup1
Product: arrestin domain-containing protein 4
Exons: 6
Coding region: 158-1150 (330 amino acids)
Biological process (GO): protein transport
Cellular component (GO): cytoplasm
Source: RefSeq, a predicted model, not a curated record
ACAAAACUGUGGUGGAACUAUUGUAAACUUUUUAAUAAAUAUUUCAUAUAAAACUUUUCAAAAUAAAAAUGACUUUUUGAUAAAACAAAACUCUUUUGAAGUCUAUUAUUUGAACUAUUUAUUAAGCUUACAGCCGUAUCCAGUACACUUAGUCAAAAUGCCAAGAAAGCUGUUAAAAUUCCUCAUAGUGUUUGAUAACACUUCAUUGCUCUACUUCCCUGGACAGUUCUUAUCUGGUAAAGUGCUAAUGGAGCUUCAAGAUGAUACUCCAGUUCUGGGACUACACUUUCAUGUAAUCGGUGAAGGAGUUGUUAGAGUGGGCUCUGGCCGCCAUGAAAGGCUCUUUGAUAAAGAAAACUACAUUGAUUUUAGAAUGCGUCUCUUGGGUGAACCAGGUAAUGGGCCAUCUAUACUGUCUCCUGGAAUACACAGUUUUCCAUUUAAAUUGGGCCUGCCCAUGGGACUUCCUUCUACAUUCCUUGGGACACAUGGAUGGGUUCAGUACUAUUGUAAAGCUGCACUAAGGGAACCCAAUGGCCUAACUCAUAAAAACCAACAAGUUUUUAUUGUGAUGAACCCAAUCGAUUUAAAUUUGGAACCUCCAGUUUUAGCGCAAGAGUUCGAGCUGAGCGUGGAGCACAAGCUGGGCGUGGGCUGCGUGGGCGGCGGCUCGGUGAGCUGCCGCGUGUCGCUGGACCGCGGCGCCUACGUGCCGGGCCAGAGCAUCGCGCUGUCGGCGCUCGUGGACAACCGCUCGCGCACCGCCAUCCGCGCCACGCGCGCCGCGCUCACCGAGACCAUCCAGUACGUGUCGCACGGCAAGGUGGCGGCGCGCGAGAGCCGCGAGCUGGCGCGCCUCAGCCGCGGCAAGCUGCGCGCCGGCCACGAGCAGCGCUGGCGCCGCGAGCUGCUCUACGUGCCGCCGCUGCCGCCCACCAACCUGCGCGGCUGCCACCUCAUCUCCGUGCAGUACGACGUCUUCUUCAUAAUCGAGCCGAAGAGUUUGGAGAAGGAGGUGAAGCUCCAGUUGCCUAUCCUGCUGGGCACGUACCCGUUCCGCGACGAACAGGACGAGCCACGCCCCCCCACGCACUACCCCACCACGCUGCCCGUGUUCCGGCCCUGGUUGGCCGACAAGCAGGCCAACUGAGCAUGUCGCGUUACGAUCGACGACGAUUAAAUAAAUAUUUGGGAACUUCUCAGUGUUCAUAAAAUAUUAAAAGUAAGACAAAAAUUGUUGAUCUGAAAUAUGUUUGAAGACAUAAAUAUUCUUCUAUAGAAGCCAUAAUUUAUAAUGAUACUAGGGAACUUCAGCCCGAGCAAACCAAGCUGCCAGUAAACUUUUCUUUUUUCCUUAAACAUGACAAAUUUGUGUCACUUAAGCAGCCUCUUAAGAAUAUUUAUGAGAUUGGCAUUAGCAGUAUUUGACAAGAUCAAGGAUACGACAAAAGAUGGAGAUGCAUUUAUAUUUGCAAUUUGCAUUCAAAAUAAGAAACUUUUUACUGAAUUAAUACUUUAAGAAAUAUAUUUUUUUAAUUCAUUUUUUUUAUGCAUUUUAGGUGCAAAAAUAAUUUAUAUGUUUAAUGUGCAUUUUAUAAUGAUUAUAUAUGAUAUGUGUAUGUUAUGAGACGGUGCUUUUUCAAUUAGAAAAUUAUUUUUUUGGAAUAUUUUUUACAAUAUAAGCUAAGUAUAUCUAUAUAGUUGUUGGUGUAAUAUUUAGUAUACUGGAAUAUUAUAUAAUGUAUGCACCUAUAAUAAUAGUUGGUUUAGUUUGCUGUUGCUAUGUUUUUUGUAUGAUCAUAGCCAGACAGUAAAUAAAUGCUCCCUUAUAUAAGGUCAAACAAAUAAUACACAUACAUUUUUGAUCAUACUAUACAAUUGAAAGGGUUACUAAUAGCAUUUUCGUAAAGUCAAAAAUGAGCUUUGUGUAAUGUAAAGUUCCUACAGUCAGUAACACACCCGUAUAAUGUUUGCAUCGAAGUAACACGUAGGGCUUAGCCGGACAUUGCAACCGGCGUUCAGCUUUCUUCGUACACAGAUAUUACGGAGCGAAUGAGGUAAUACUGAUUAUUAUAAAUCGUUUUUUCGAGUUCAAAAU